Molecule: messenger RNA, 2328 nt
Organism: Lolium perenne
Lineage: Eukaryota; Viridiplantae; Streptophyta; Magnoliopsida; Poales; Poaceae
Product: protein FAR1-RELATED SEQUENCE 5-like
Molecular function (GO): zinc ion binding
Source: RefSeq, a predicted model, not a curated record
AUGGAUGGCAAUGAAGGAAGGACCUACGUGGACAUGGAUGCUGCUGGGAAGGCCCCUCCCGUCUCAGCACAGGAUACAGGAAAUUACUCACAAACAGUUAACAAUGAUAUGCUAGAUGACUUCUUCAAUCAGGAAGGAUUUUCAUAUAUAGGAUUGCUUCUUGGAACUAUGAAAAAAAAUGAAGUGAAUCAAAUAAGCGGUGACCAGGGACAAACUAGGAAGGACACAGAGGAUGACAAGGUGGACACAUCUACUUCGUUCCUGGACGAAGAAAUUGAUGAUCCAUGGAAUUUAAACAUGUUUGACAACAUGAACCUAGAUCAGGUUACUGAUAAUCCAAGUACAGAGCAAAACUAUGGGAUGAAGCACCCAAUGUCAGAGGAUUACCAUGAUCAAGCAUCGACAAGCACGUUUACUGACAACUCACCCAAUCAAACUGAAGAACAGCGCAAGGACAUAACUGAAGAAGAUAUACACAUAUUCCUACAAAAUGAAGAGUUAGCUGCUGAGGGAAAGGAAAUGGAGGAGGAUACACCAAAUGAAAGUGACAGCCAGUUAAAACCUGAAAAAGGAAUGCAAUUUCAGACAAGAGAAGAAGCUCGGAAGUUCUUCAACUUGUAUGCAUACACCGCUGGCUUCUCAGUAAGCAUUGUCUCUUCCUACCGUACUACAAGUAAGAAAAGAAACAAUGAAGUCAUACGAUUCACUAUGAAGUGCAACAAGUACGGGAAAAUAAAUGAACAAGAAACUGAGCAAGUUGUAGCACAGAGACAAAGCACGGUCAUAGCGAAAAGUGAUUGCAAAGUUGAGAUGGUGGUCAGUGAGAAGAAAGGAUUCUGGAAAAUUACAGGACUAAACCUUUUGCACAACCAUCAACUCAGCCCUCAAAGCAGGUUUUUCAGAUCACACAUCUAUAUGUCUAACGGUGAAAAGGAAAUGAUACGGACAAUGAAAUAUUGCAACAUGCCUACUAGAGACAUGGUUGCUGUCUUGGCAUUCAUAAGAGGAGGGAUGGAACAACUACCAUACAACAAGAGAAAGGUUAGCAACUACAGCAAUUCGAUAAACAGGGAAUUAACAAACAAUGACAUGUUGGAAGUUCUGGACUGGUUUAAAAAGAAAAGAACUGAAAAUCCAGGAUUCUAUCACUCGCUUGACUUGGACAAAGAAAACAAAGUCAGGAGUGUGUUUUGGGCAGAUGCAAGGGCAAUACAGUAUUAUGACAUAUGUGGUGACUGUGUGAGCUUUGACACGACAUUCCUAACAAAUAAGUACAAUCUCCCUUUUGCACCAUUUGUUGGAGUGUUGCCACACGGAAAAACUUACCUAUUUGCAUGCGCAUUCAUAGUCAACGAAACAUCAGAAAGUUUUCAGCGGUGCUUCAGGGAAUUCAAAGCAGCAAUGGGUGGAAAGCCACCAAAAACAAUUAUAACUGACCAGGACAAGGGCAUGGCAAGUGCAAUACCAUCUAUUUUCCCAAAUGCUAUACACAAAUGUUGUUUGUUUCAUAUCAAGAAGAAAAUAGAUGACAAGGGAGGCACUGUAUUUCAAGCAAAUGAAGGCCUGUAUGAGGAACUUCAAGACAUAAUUGACAAGUCCUUGACAGUGCAUGAAUUCGAAACACUAUGGCAGCAAAUGAUAAAUGAGUACAAUGUGGGACAUAUUAAAAUAUUCCAAGAUCUUUGGAAAAGCAGAGAGAAGUGGGUACCAGUUUACUUCAAGAAUCAUUUCUUCCCAUUCAUACAAACAACGGCUAGAAGCGAAGGCACUAAUGCAUUGUUCAAGAAGGGAGUUGGACCACAAUUUAGCAUGACAAGCUUCUUGAGAGAAUACCAAAGAAUAAUGGAUAACAUGCAUGCAAAUGAAAACGAGUUGGAUCAUAAUGCAACUAACAAGAAAGUCCGGGAGAAAAAAUUCAUCACUCAAUACUACAUUGAACGGCAGGCGCAUGAGCUGUACAAUUUAGCAAUCUUUAGAAAGUUCCAGCUAGUCCUAAAUGAUGUAACAAGACUCCAAAUAAGAGAAGAUGUUAAAGGGAAGAUGUACUGGGUGUUUCAUGAAGCAAAUUAUCCUGUAAGAGAGCAUAGGCACAGAGAAUACCUAGUACAAGUUAAUGAAGAAACAGAAGACUAUUCUUGCAUCUGCUGCAAAUUUGAUAAAGAUGGUCUUCUUUGCUCACAUAUCCUCAAAGUGAUGCUGCAACUGCAGGUACACAAAAAGAAGGACAAGAAGCUGAAGCAGUCAAGUCCAGGGACAAAACUCAAGACUGAAAAAAGACAAAGCAGACAACCGCUCCAAAAAGAAAUCGAACCUGAUUGCGUAGAAUGA